AUGCGCGCGAUGCCGCGGCGCCGGCUGGCGAUGCUGGCGAUGCUGGCGAUGCUGGCGAUGCUGGCGACCGCGCCUUGCCUCUUUGUCGACCCCAAGUUCACCUCGCCCGCCGCUUCGCUCCGACCGCGGCCGGCGUCGGCGCGAGAUCGAGGACUCUCGACAAGGAGGGCGGUGCGGAUGGAGUCGCUGGUGAAGCAUCCGCGACUGCCGGUGUGGCCGGCCUGGUUCGGUGUGGUCUACAUCUUGCUGGACCUGAUUUCGCAGAAGCCCUCGCUGGGGGCCUGGCUGGAGGACCGCUUCGGCGGCCGCGUGUGCCCCAUGAUCUUUCGGGACACCGAAGCCGACCCCUUCCUGUUAGUAGCGCAUCACCGGCACUCCUUCCUCGCGUGGGACCCUUUGCGGUAUGUCUUCCGCCUGCUGCUGCCUGAGGGCUUUCCAGCACACCCGCACCGGGGCUUCGAGACGGUGACCUACGUGCUGCGAGGCGGCCUGGUUCAUCGUGACUCCUUGGGUGUGAAGAAGUCCUAUGGAGCGCCCCAGGACUCUCCGGGCGAUGGGGCGGACUCGGCAGUGCAGUGGAUGACAGCGGGCCGGGGCUUGUUGCACGAGGAGAUGUGGCGCACUGGUGACACCUUGGACAGCACCGACCAGGAGUUGUUUCAGAUAUGGGUCAACCUGCCGAAGAAGCACAAGAUGGUGGAUCCCAAGAUGCAGAUGCUGGGGGAGUCAAAGCGAGCAGAGGCUACUGUGCCACUGGGUGGUUUGCCCACCAAGGUCGAGGAGAGAGGCCCGGUGCCCAGUGCCUCGCCCUCGCCCAACGUCACCGUGCGCGUCAUCGCCGGGGAGGCGGAUGGCGUGACCAGCCCGGUGGAGACCUACUCAGACCUGGCGAUUUUGCACAUCACGUUGGGCGCCAAAGCACGCUGGGCCUGGCGGCUGCCGAAGGGCUGGGGCUGCCUGCUGUACACCCGGCGUGGGGAAGCGACGCUCGGGGAGGAGACGCUUCCAGUGCAUCACACGGCGAAACUGGCGCGCAGCGACACUGAGGAGGAUCUCAUCCUCUCCUCCAGCGAAGGUGCGGACAUCUUGCUGCUGGCAGGUGCUCCGUUGCAAGAGCCCGUUGCCAUGGGCGCCAACAUCAUCAUGAACACUCAGGAGGAGCUCCGCGACGCGAGCCGCGACCUGCAGUCGGGGUAUUUCGGGCCCAGCUGGGACCACACGGAGGAUGACGCCGAGUGGCUGAAUGCGGUGAGCCAACAUUGGCGAUACAUGACGCAAGCCUUCAAGUGA
This is a messenger RNA of Effrenium voratum, 1290 nucleotides long. The record is from the annotation of a GenBank genome assembly. NCBI's taxonomy places the organism in Eukaryota, Dinophyceae, Suessiales, Symbiodiniaceae.